GUCUAUAAUCAGUUCGUUCUGUCAUUGGCACAAGCUGACAGUCUGACAACGACGGAGACGGGAAAAAUUGUGCUAGAAUCGUGGACGGCAAUUUCGUAAAAUUACCACCAAAAAGUUGAUCUUUCUUUUAUCGUACAAGUCACGUCGGAAGCAUCGAAAGCACACGCAUCUUGUCUGCUUGCAAGAUUCAAGUACUGCACAUAUUCUGACCCUAUUUGCAUUGGUCGCAAGGGUAGAAAUAUACACGAACGAAACGCACUAAAAUAGAGCGCAAACAUAAAAUUCACGGUGGAAAAGUCGAUCACCACCCUGCGCUACCGCCGUGUGUCAGCCGCGUCGUCCGUACCACCAUUGCGACAUCGCCAUCUACGAAUCGGCUUCAGAUUUACGAACGUUCUCGUCAUUUUACUUCUGUCCCUUUGGCUUUUCUAUUGCGCUUUUGUGCCGCACAAGGCGAUCAUCAGCAGGUGGUGUUAUUCCAGUGCGAAAAGGGAUUUUUUUUUGCCAAGACGUAGAACCAUAUUCGUCACGUCACCGUGUUCCAUUAACAGCUGUGAAUAAGGUUUAAAAUCACAGAAAAAAGAUUGCCUUUUCUCUUUCAAUGCGCCACACAGGUGGUGGCACACAAUCUUCCCAAUUUUGAGUCUCUAUCGGGCAGUCGAAAAUCUUAGCAAAGGAAGAUCUGUGAUCAUAGCGUUCAUUCUUCCAUUGGCGUUAGCUGUUUUCUUCUCUGCCUCGGUGCCUACUUUGCUGUGUUCCUAGUGUCCUAGUGUUUAAGUUGACGACGUGUGUGUGUGCGCGUGUGUAUAUAUAUAUGUGCGUAAGUUUGUAUCUGGUUGCUACGAUAGUUGUACGGCGUUCAGUGUCUGUUUUCAACCUGUGAGAAUAUUAAAAACGGUCGUGGAAUCGGGCAGAACAUAACAUCGAAAGGAGGAAAUUCCAUCACGAAAUCCAACCUUCGCAUCUGAAGGAAAUCUGGAUUUAAUCGAAUUCCGUCCGUCCGUUCGAAAUUUUGACAGUCGUUUAUGAUGGCUCUCAAUAUUGCUGUCCCGAUGUCGGGUGUAGGCGAUCUCUUGGAAGGAUUCGGGUUGCUGUCGCCGAUUUCCCCUGUGAGCAUUGACUUUCGUAGCAGCAUGAAGAACCCGCUAUCGCCUGUUGGUAGUGAAUCCAGCGGCGUCAGCUCUUUGGAUUUGGAAGAUAUCAAGAAACAAAUGCCAACCUUACUGGACGAGAACGAAGAAGACGCAUCAUCCGGUGCGGGAAAAUCAUCUUCAAACUCAGCAUCGCUGUCCGCUGCAUCGACCAUGUCGACAACAUCUUCCAGAACGUGUUCUACCUCUUCCUCUUCUUCGUCUUCGACUUCAGACGACUACGCUAACCAGCUGGAAGACAAUGAACAAAAAUUGUCGGAAAAAUUGGCCGAAAAUUGUGCAACUCCAUCUUCAAACGAACUGCAUGAAUCCAGUGAAAAGGAAUCGGACGAGCCUACUACCACCACCAUCGAUGAAGCAUUACGAUCGCUUGAGCUUUUGAACUUGCCGAACGAACCCAGCGUACUGCCGUUAUUUUCUCCUAAGACUUCACCAGAACGUAACUUCAAUUUGCCGUGCCAAUCCAUUAUGUACAACAAUCGCGACAUUCUCGAUCUGGGCAGCAAUAUUCGCCCCCAGCCUAGUGGUCCCGGUGGUUUCGCAUUCCAGUUUGCCGAAUUACCGGUAACAAACAACAUUCAAUUCUUUCUUCAAAACCGUUCUCAGUACCAUCGUAUUGGACCUAAUGGUCAUGUACAGGAAUUUCGCAUGGAAACAUGCCCAUGUUGUGAUUUCCAAUACCCGGUUAAUACUGUUGGAGCAAACUCGACUGCUGCUCCGGCUAAUCAGACUUGUGGUACCUCGAACUUAUCCAACUUGAAUGCAAAUCAAAUCUACGGCAAUCUGCAACAGCAGCAACAGCAACAACAGCAGCAACAAUUGCGACUCCAGCAACAGCAGCUGCAAAUGCAGUAUGCCUAUCGUUUCAACAAUAACAACACCCAGAACAACAACGGAAACUCUGUGGGACGUGAUUACAAUAUGUACCAACAAGCCACUAGCGGAAUUGGAGGAAACGGUAAUGCAGGAGGGCUGCAAUCGUCACGAUUUAACAGUGGAGUUUACGGUUCAGGAAAUGUUUCCGGCGGAUCCUUGCCUAAUUCACAAAAUGGAAUUGCCGGUGGUUCAGCGGUAAACGGUGGUUUCUUUAACAACAAUGCGCUGGGCAAUAAUCUGCUGGGACGAGAUCAGUACAACCAUAUGGCACCGAUGGGAAUGCAGUAUAACACCGGUGCUAAUACUAAAGGAAUUUCUCAAACGAGCGGUAUAUCGUCACAAUCGUCGGGACUUCGCCAACAGCAGCAAUAUGAUAUGCUUCAGCAGCAAAAACAAUAUGUGAACAAUUAUGCGAUGGGUUCUGGAGCCACGAAUUCUGUUCCCAUGGCGGCAUCUGCUAACGCUGCUGUACGUCUUCAGCAACAACAGUCACAGCAGGGUUCGCAUUACUAUAAGAAAAGUUCAGCGAUGCGUUAUGGUGGAGGAGGACCUGCAGGAGUCAACAACAUGCCGCCUAGUGGACCAGCUGGUUCCAACUGGAAAACUCCAAUGACUAACAAUAACACGAUUCAGGACACCGCCACAAAGCUGUACAUGGAGUUAAACAAAAUGCAGCAACAAUCCCCAUACUACGUACCUUUCCAGUAAGGAAUACUUAAGGAUACAGGCACGCAGAAGCAAAAGACAGGGAAUCAUGUAAAGUAAACCUGAAGAUGAAAAACAAAAUGAAAUAAGCCUCAGCAAUAUGGACCAACAACGACACACAAACCAGAAUUGGAAGAAACAACAUACAGAGAAGAUCAGUACGAUAGCAGCAGCAACACAACAUCAUCAUCUCGCCAUCGUUACCAAAGUUGCCAAAGCAAAAACGAUUUUUUUACUAACUUUCUUUAUCUAGUUGUAAUGAUGUUACACGAAGGAACAGUAUCUUGUUUUACGUAUUCGAAAAGAAUUACCUAGAAGCGAUUUAUAAAUAUUGCUCAAAUUUCUAUGCUGCAUGUAUGAACAAGUUGCAAGAAUUUUCGAAGUUUUCCUGUUACUGCUAUACUUCGAACAAUGACAUUCUUUACAUAAUUUAUUAUAAGAAAUGAAUAACAGCUUUGCAGCUGCUCUUAAAGAUUGGAAAACAUUUGCCACGUUAUUCUUUGCAAAACAAAAAAAAAACAUCUUAAAAAUCUCGCAGUACCAACGCACUGCAGCGCAAACUGAAUCCUGCGAGAUACGAGUAUUUAUCGAACAACUAAAUCCAAGGCGCGAACCAUUUAUAAUGCAUCACCGUUGGUAGAGGAAACUGGUUCAGGCAUUAUGUGAAAUGGCUUGCAAAGUCAUUUUCUCCAACCAUUAUGACCAUAAUGCGUUAAACAAGAAAAAAACCCACCAGUUAAAUCGAUCUGUAGCAUAAUUUGCAAGGUAAUAACGCCGUCUUUUGGAGCAAAAACAACCGCAACAAAAGUUUUGAUAUUCGGAAAAGUUCACGGGGGACAGAACAAACAAACCAAAACAACAUUCUAGAGACAAACUUAGCUCCGAAACCGAACAGUCAAACAGGAAGCAAGAGCGAGAACACGAUCUGCCACAUUUUUCUAAAUCAUUACUUCGUUUACAUUACAUCUUUAUUCGGAUAUAAUACCGUUGAAACGUUUCUACGUUUCGUGUGUGUACACAUAAGUUCUUCAACAGCGUUACACCAAUACACGAACUCUUCGUCACCCCCUAUCCACGUCUUAGUGGCAUCAUUGUACAUUCGCCUUCAAAAAUGCGGAGGAUUCAGAGGAAAAAGCAUACGAAGCCUGUUUGUCGGAGCGAAAACAAAAACAGUCCAAGCAGUUAGUUGUAUAUUUGAUAGAAAUGAAACAAAAUCUUCCCCGAGUGAAAAGAUACGGAUAUCAAUUCGAUGUUUAGGUUAGAUAUACGAAUAACAAAAAAAAAAACACCGCUACGAAAUCACAGAGUGAUUCCCCCGAUAAAAGUAUUGGCGAUAUUACACCAUGAUAAAUGUGAGUAAUGUAAAACAAAACACACAAGACAAAAUUUAUUCAUGUAAGUAAUCAAGAAGCGAUUUCGAAUGAUAAGAAACGAAUGCAAAUAGCACUAAUAACAUUGUACGGGACAAGAUACAUUUAACUUUUCGACAAGUACACGUACCGAAUGAAAGCGUUGAAGGCUAAUUAAUGGCAAGUAUGUGUAGUUAUUCUUGGAGCAAAGAAUCGAUUAGAUAAAAAAAACUGAUAUCGAAACUUACGACAAUGCAGGAAAACAAACAAAAUAUUUUAUUAAUUAGUGAUGCAAAAUACAAAAAACGGAAAUGGAUUAAUCAACGUUAUAUUAUAAGAUAAUUAUUACUAUAUUUACCUAGUUGUACUAUUUGGAUUAUCAGUAGUACUGAAUAAGGGGUAGCUUUAUUGGCAGUGAGCAGCAAAAAUCUGCACCAUCUAAAAGGACUCUUUCUAACUCUUUUAAGAGUGUUGUCGGACCGAUGUCGGGGUUAGCUCGGGGGGGAAAGGAUAACUUAAGAAGCGUUCCAAUUUACACCCUAGCAUCGUAUGGAUGAGACGCAAAGAAUGUACUACUCUGUCGUCGCUUCUUUCAAUCACACAAAAUGAAACACGCAUCUACUACAAACUGGUGAUAAUUUUGAACCCCAAAACGUAUAAUAUUAAUAUCAUUAUCAGAGUUUUAAAAGGGGGAGAGAGGAGUUAGCAAUACAGUUGCGCCGUUGGGUUGUAGAAUUUAAUUCAUUAUAGUUAUAACACGGAAGCGGAUAGUCUGAACUGUAGUUGUCUACGUUUUAUAGUUGAAAUAGUUUUACGUCCAGAUGGAGUGCUGGUUAGUAAUGCGAAAAUCAUUAAUGUCGCGCAACAAAUGGAUGAUGGAAUUGAAACAAAUGUAUAGAUUUAAUUCUGAGCGUUGCUAUCCUGCAAAUAAAUAAAGACAGGGAAAUCAAGCAAAAAAAAACACUGGUAGGAAAACGCAUGUACAAAAACAAACACAAUAUCAGAAGAGGCCGCUCUACAUUAAACCGAUUACGGCACCAUGCGAUUUUAGUGCUGUUGGUUGCAUAUACUAUAAAAUGUGAUUUAGAUCGAUCAGUGCAAAGAGAUGUAGCAACCUAUUAAGGCGUGGAAAAAGAAAAUACGGGCCUUGGGAGAAGGGAGAGGGAUCUUGUCGUUAUCAACGCUUUUGCUCACCAUUUACGUUAUCUCGUUUUGUAUUUUUUUAAUCAAGAAGACGCACUUUUUACUUAUCAUAUGUGUUUCCUUAUUACUUGCUUCAGAAAGCAGAACUGAAUACUGUUGAAAUAUUGUUACCUUUCGUUGUUUCUUUAGCGUUGCUUUUAGAUAAUUUUUUUUUGUUUUACCACUUCGAUAUUCACGAUUCCGGUAGAGUUGAUAUUAAGGAAAACCGACAAGUUAGAAACGCACCAUGUGCUAAUAGUUAAUAAUUUCUAUCAUCAUCGCGUGUACUUCUUUUGGGGGGUUUUGGUAAAAGAUAAAAAAUGUGUUUUUGGUCAUUUCACAUGUGGACCCGUACAUAGAACAAACGUUGGAUUUCAAUUGAUUUUGGCUGUCAUAUACAACAUCUAUGGUGUAUAGGUCAGUUAGUUCGAAUAAUACAAAGAAACCAACAUAUCCUUCCUACACUACAUUUCGAAGCGAACAUUUCGAUUGGAAAAUUUCGAUGUAGCUAACCCAUGGAGAGAGUUGUGUAUGCCAGUGACGCAGACACGUGAUAAGUUUUCACACAUUUGCAAAGGAAAUUUUUACCGUAAUCCAUCCUCAGGUUGAAUGUAGUACGAGCAAAACCAUGCCUUACACCUGCAUAUACUAUUAAAAAUUAAGACAGGAAACGCUAGUGCCACAAAAAAAACAGAACUGAACAAUGCAAAUGUAAAAUCAAAGGAUGUGAUAAUAGUAGUAAUCAGUUGGUAAAGACUUAUUUUUUUUUUGUUAGUUUUUGUUUCUAUUUUCAUUCGAAAGUGAUCGUCAUUGUCUUAAAUAAUGCUUUGCCUUUGAAUCUGGUCAAUCCAUGUGCGUUUAGUUCCUGAAUGUUGUUUUGUUGUUGUUGUUGUUUUGCUUUACUAAAUUUACUCAACAUUCUUUUUUUGCGACUAGUAGAUCUCUAUUCUCUCAAAGAAAAACAUAAACUCUAAUGGUUUGCGCAAAGAAAAUGGCAGAUUAAUGGUAUAUUUGUGCUGCGACGACGUAUAAGAUUUAUUAAAGCGUUCAAUUCACGCUUCAUAUUCCGUUAGUUUCAGCUGCCAAAGAACAUCGACAAUACAUGUAGAAGCAAUAAAACCGUUUGUUAUCAACGUUAACAUUUUCUUUAUCACAACCAUUUGGAUUGUGUUACUUAUGUGCCUCGUACAAGAGUAAUAAAACAUAUUGAGUUUUGUAGACUGAACAUUGGUGUCAACAUUUUGUCCACAGAUAAAGAAUAAGUAUUUUGGAAUUGGUACUUAAGGUAUAAUCAAACCAUUAUGAGUUGUAAUAAUGCUUGUUAAGAUCCUGUUUUUUCUGCUGAUUGCUUUUAAACAGUACUCUACUAUUUAUCAAAUAUUGGUGAUUUAAAAUUCAAUACAACUUUAAAGUAAUAUUAUGAAAUCUUUGCUUUCACAAACAUCAGCACAAAGACGUAGAAUACAGAAAGGCCACCAUAAACAAUUUUGUAAACCAAGGCAAUACUUAAAUGCAAAAUAUGUGAGUGCAGUAAUGAAACGAGGAUAAAUGAUUUUGAGCAAGGUUGCGUGCAUUUUGAACGGUGUACGAUGGAUAGAUAGGAAAUGUUAUAGAUGUAGGACACUUGUGCAGGUGUAAGGCAUGGGAUAUCAUGGUCGUACUACUUAACAAUGGCUUAAAAUGUAAAAAAAACUAAACGUAAGAUGAAGAAAAGAGCUAAACACCAUGCGGGACGCAAACAAGCGCAAAUACUACUAGACAAGACAGUUCGAAGAUCUCAUAUUGGAUGCGGGCGGGUAGUGCAUCACAAUGUAUCGCUAUUUAAAAAAAAAACUUUAACUUAAUCUAACACUAACUUAAUGCGUGGCUAGGUGUGGUUUCUGCUAACACAAAACCCCGCUAGGCAGAUUGUUUUCAAAAGUCUACCGUACUAUACUCGAACGAUGAUAAAAUAGAUCUUUUCUGGAUUUUUUUCCCUAACACACAAACACACAAAAUACAAUCGAGUCAGUAGUAGUCCCUUAAUUAAAAAAAGACGUAAUUAUUAUAAACUUAGUCAAAAAAACGCACCACGAAAAAAAAAAUGAAUCACCACAAUGCCAAUGAAAACAAAAUUCGGAAGAUAAUCAAACAUGUGCUGCAAUUUUAAUUAAUAACAGAAAUACAUAAUAAAAGCAAUUAAUAAAGACCAAACCUUUGCUCAUGGCGCCGUGGCAAACAAAGAAUACCCGAAAUGAUAGCUUUUCCAAAAGAGAGAGAAAAAAAAAACAGCGUAACAGCGUUUUAAGUUUUCCAACUCAUAUUUUACAUUGAGAAGUAAAUCACAUCGAAUGAAACAAUUGUGAAAUGAAAUUGAUACGUAGUAAAUGUAACACUCUGCUCUCGCGCAACUUUUACAUUGAGAUUGAAUCGAUUGUUCCAAACAAUCGAUGUUUCUAGCUACUUUUUAAACAUACUAACAAGUGCAAACUAAUUAGGCAAAUGAACAAUAGAUACUUAAUGUGUUUGGAAGCCAAAAAUUAUGGGCAUAUGUAAUAUAACGAAGCAAGUUAAUUUUAGUUGCAAAAUGUUGUUUUUUUCCCCGUCUGUUCGUGCUCGAUUUCUUUACGAUUGUAAUGGUUAUACAAAGAUAUUUCUGUUCCGUUUUUUGUUUGUUUUAUUUUUUACAACAAUUUUUUCCACUCUUUAUAAAUGUAAUGUCUGUAAUGCAACAAGAUCCAUCGCAAACUUCAUACAUACGUACAAGACUAAAUUGAACAAUAAAAUGAUAAAACGAAAUACGAUAGGACACUUCCUUCCAAAAGUAUUGCAAUGGGACAUUGCAUUACAUAGUGGAGUAAGGGGUAGGGAAGCGGGCGGUAGGGGAGUGACUGAAAAUUGUAGAAAAAUUGCUAAAUAACUUAUAAGUGGAUCGGUUCAUAAGGAAAAGAAACCAUACAUAAAAUAACAAUUUUCAUGCAGCACCGAAACCAAACGUGCGUUAGAACCGAUGGAGAAGCAAGGGCUAGUUUAGUCAAACAUGAAGGGAGAUAAUUUCGGAUGAUUUAUUUAGAAAAAGAAGGAUAACAAAAAACACAUUCUCUAAAUGCAUGCCGAUAUCAUCUAUCCAUCGGUUUACCGAACCUAAUCGAAUCGCUUUGUACUGAGAAUCGUUUUUCUAUUGCUUUACUCAACCAAUCGUAUAAAUUUCGUAUUUUUUAUAAGAAAGUGCGGGCGAAUUGCACUGUGCAUAGUAGUUUAGUUUGGGGGUUAGUAGGAAUCUUCUUCCUUCUGACAAAUAGUCGUCGAUAGUAUUAUAUGGAUUGAUGUGUAUGUGUGUUAGCUGUAUCUGAGGGUAUUUUGUGGACCUUGCGAAGUUGUUAGUAAAUACAACAAUAAAACCCCGUUUCUUUUCCUCAGUAUUUAGUAUUGUGUAUGGUGCAAUUAAUACAUUAAUAUUUGGCGCAAAAAAGGAGUGAACAUUAGUGGAAAUGGAUAUCAGUACCAAUCUGCUUUAAACUAUGGGAAUUUUAGAAGUAAUAAAGGAUCGAUGAGGAAAUAAAUAUGGAACAAUGUCGAUCACACACAUACACACACAAUACUCUGUAGCAGUAAAUGCUUCUGCCAAUGUUGAUCCUGUAGGAAGUCAAAGGAAGAAAUCUAAUUAAAGUAUACAAAAAACAAGUAAUAUAACUGACGGUUCAAGCGCCUAACAAACAAACAUCUUUCGUUUGAAAAUCAAACAACGUUUAGGCGAAAAAGGACAAAACAAAAAAAAAACCCUCCAAACUAAAUAGUUGAAAAAAUAAAUUGCAUGAAACGAUGGUAACUAAUCAAUGCAGCAAGUGAUAAUGAGUAGGAAAUGCAAUGGGCAUAUUUUAAGCAAACAGGCCGUCACCGAGCCCCGGUUCUAUAGCGAUUUAAUUCUAGUCUCUAAUUUAUGCUACUUUAACCAAGGUGAUGCAGGGGUACGGAAAUUUGUCAUGAUGGUGGUAACGGCUUUAGGCAGGAUAUCCUUUUCCCGAUCGGUCCGACGUCCAAUUUGCUUCCCUUAUAAGUCAUAAAAACAAACGCUCAACGCAGUAGACGAGAUAAAGCUUACCUAUAGCAAUGCAAUCGACGGUUGCGUUUCCUUGGCAACCCCGCGCACCGUUUGUGAUCGAUGAUUGCUUUGUGUUUGGUGGUCAAUAAUAGUUAAAUAUAGAAGAUGAUAAAAGUGAGAUGGCGACUUAACACCAUUUUAUAAUGUUAUUACACACAGCAACCAAUUGAACUCAUAUUGAUUAUUUGGUGAUUUUUAUCUUCUUUUUUUUAACUAAAUAAAUACCUAAACUAAAUAAUACCGGUUAUUGAAAAUAUGUACUUUUUCCCCCUUUUUCAUUCCUCUAGUCGCAAACCGGAGUGUAGGCUCGAAAUAUUCAACCAGUUAUACAUGAGUUUUGUUAGAUAUUCGUGUUAAUUAUUCCAUCUAUUUUACUAAGUGUGCGGCAUUGAAGCAAUACACGCCCUUCUUCUACCUCCAUCAAGCUCGAUUUGCCAUGGUUUUUGAUAUUAUUAAUUGAAACCCUUUUUCUCUCCUCCAUCGUUUUCCGUAUCUGUAUGUAACGAACACAACGCAAUCAUUCAGUCUUUGAUUAAGUAUUGAUAGCACAUCCGGUUUUCAUGUUUGAUUACAAAAGUGGAACAAACUAUACAUGAUGCCAAAAGUAGAAGAAGGAAAAAAACGACACAGCAAUGCUUAGAGAAGGACAAUGUGUGCAAAAAAGUAGAGCUAAUGUAAACCUCUUUACUUAUGAAUUUUAGAUACUAUCGUGUUAAUCACUAUUUCGUUUUUUGGUUUUAGUUCAUCAUUGUUGCGUUAUGUUACAGCAUUUUUAUUUAGAAUGCGUUUUUCCAUUUUUUUUGUAAUGUAUUUGCUGUGUGUUUUGUAUUUUUUUUAAAUGCUUUAAAGGGAUUGUUAAAUUAUGUGAUUCCUUUUUGCACUAGAUAUAGACUUACGCAAAGAAAGCUUAACAAAUGAAAGGUUUCGAUGUGUUGUAAUGAGCAAGCAAUCCCGCAAACAAUUUUAAUAUGAAACGGAUUAGCCACCAUUUUCCCGCGUUUUCCACAGUAGCUUUCAUCGUAAACAUGUUCGCACGUUCGAACGUGACAGAACGUACUAUCUAACGAAACAGUAGAAAACGAAAAGAAAACACGAGUGUAUUGUAGCAAAAUACGGUAAAGAAACAAGAAACAAAUAGUAGCAGAUAGCCAAUGGGAGAAAAGGGAAACGACUUAUUAAUAACUAAACGAGCGCAUAAAGCAAAACAAACAUAGAAAACCCAUGUUUGCUGUUGUAACAGAGCUGGAAAAAGAUUAACUCGCAAAAGAAAAUAAAAACAAAAUGAAAAACGAACGAAAAUGAUAGUACGAUAUGGCGGUCAACACUAGCCAGCUAAUAAAGCUGUUUAUAGUGUGUUAUUUUUUCCUUAGUAAAGCCAUAGACAACACAUUACGCGGUCUAAACUCAGUUAGAAACAUUUUCUGUUUUUAUGCUUUAAGACAACAUACUCGUAUAAGAUGAUUUUCAAACAAUUAAUUCGAUUCAUGUUUAAUUACACACUAAUAAUUGGCAGUAGGUUGUGUGGUAUCAAUUACUAUUCUUUUUUAUAAAUAUUCGUUUUUUACUAUUAUUAAAAGCGUUACACGUUGCGCAGUGUAGUUAUGGAUUGUAGAAGAGUAAUUUUUCGGUUUUCCACCCUCACUAACAUAAACAAUACUUAAAGCAGAAAAUAAAAAUAAAAAAUAACAUAUAUGUAUACAAAAACGCAAGCAACAUAAUACAUAAGCAAAAGCAGAAGACGACAACAAAUGACGCGCUGCACACAAAAUCACCGACUCCCUCGAUAGGAAGUUUCCAAAUAGGAUGAUAGACAAGUUUAGUGAAAAUCAAGUGUUCGCUCACACAUACAGAAGCCCCUUUAACGAAACAGAAUGCAAGUGAAUCGAAGUUUCUGCUCUCAUGCCAAUAGCGACGGUUUCCUAAGGUCGGAAUUAUUUUUCAUAUGAGUUGAUCCGAUAUACAGUAGCUUUAGGUUAGAUUUGCAGGACAGAAGACAUGCGUUAGUAAGAACUGAAAUUUGAAAUCGCUAUAAAUUAAGUCCGUUUUCUUACACACAUUACCGUGUAAAGACUUCUCAAAAUUGGUUUAGUAUCUAUUCUUCCAUCUAUGCCAUCGUCUCAAUAGUUUUUUUUUAACUUUUGUUAGCUUUUUUAUACAAUUUUAUACCUCUUCAUGUUUAUAUUUCUCUAUUUUUCACAAUAUUUUUGUCCCCUUUGACUAGUCGACGAAUGUUUUAAAACCAAAGUGUGCCUUACUACAUUGAGCAUGCUGCGCAUGGUAUCACUACCAUGCGUUUCCAUUAUUGUUUUUGGUUCUACAAUUAACAGAGCAUGGAUUGGAAAACCUUGUUGAAAGUAUGGUUUAUAUUUUUUAUUUAACCUUUUAGUUCUUUCAUUGCGAUUUUUAGUCUUUAUUUUCUUAAUUUUUGAAAGUAUAAAAAAACUGAUGAAUGAGACAAGAAAUGGAAACAAAAAAACAGAGAGUAAAAUUUUAGUAUAUGCAGUAUAUGUUGUCCAGCUGUAGAAGGGUCUGGAAGUUGUGAGGAUAACAUCAUCAAAUUGAAAUUGAAAAGAAAAAAGAAGUUGGAUCUUGCAAAUUGAAACUUGGAAAAUUCAUAACGAAAGAAAAAUCCACCCCACUCAAAAUGGAAUCGCUAGUGAGCGCAGAAACUACGAUACAAAGCACUAUUAAAUUCUGAUUAAUUGAGACUGUGUAUUCCAUUGUGAUAUAAAUGAAGUAAAACGAAAAGCAAACAAAAAACUAAAGGGAAAAAAAUACAAUACAAAAUGAAACAGUGAGAUAAAGAACGAGAAAAAGGAAGAGAAACAAACACACAGACAGCAGAUGUGUACACAGAAACACAUCUUAUUAACAUAGAAGCAACCCCACCAUCGAGCGGGGUAACACUAGAAAACACUUUAAUUUAUUGCAAAUAAAAUGCAAAUGGUAAAGAAUUUCACAAGAAA
Anopheles funestus (African malaria mosquito) is the source of this 12310-nucleotide messenger RNA. Its product is annotated as homeobox protein 5-like. NCBI's taxonomy places the organism in Eukaryota, Metazoa, Arthropoda, Insecta, Diptera, Culicidae. The record is from RefSeq and is a predicted model, not a curated record. Bases 1026 to 2735 code for a protein of 569 amino acids. The transcript is spliced from 5 exons.